AUGCCCGCCGUCACCCGUGCCGUCCUGCGGCAAUCGCAGUUCCUGACCCGGAGAACCGCCGUCAGACACGCCUCUUCCACCUCGGAGGCUGCCACUAAGGCUGGUGAGGCUGCUUCCUCAGCUGCCUCCAAGGCCUCUGCGGGUCUGUCCAAGGUCUCUGCCUCCGCUGGCCCUGCCCUCGCGAAUGCCGCUGGUGCCCUGCGCAAGAUCGGUGGACCCGCCGGCAAGGUCAUCUCUUUCGUCGAUUCCAUGAUCCCUCCUACCAUCUACUACUCCAAGGUCGGAAUUGAGCUCGGCAGACUGGUGUUCCGUGGCCAGAACAUGGCUCCUCCCAACCUGGCCACCUUCCAGUCCUACUUCCAGCCUUUCAUCACCAACCCUGCCGCCCUCAAGACCCUCCCCUCCCCCUCGUCUAUCCUCGCCUCUAUCCGCAACGCCAGCCCCAAGCAGCUCGCCCUCGCCGGUGUCACUGCCGCUGAGGUCAUUGGCUUCUUCACUGUUGGCGAGAUGAUCGGUCGGAUGAACAUUAUUGGUUACCGUGGCGAGCCUGCGCACGCGCACUAA
Molecule: messenger RNA, 564 nt
Organism: Penicillium roqueforti
Lineage: Eukaryota; Fungi; Ascomycota; Eurotiomycetes; Eurotiales; Aspergillaceae
Product: F1F0 ATP synthase subunit g
Exons: 3
Coding region: 1-564 (187 amino acids)
Biological process (GO): proton motive force-driven ATP synthesis
Molecular function (GO): proton transmembrane transporter activity
Source: RefSeq, a predicted model, not a curated record